UGAAGUGCGCUCCUCAGCCCUAAAGCGUUCCUCCGCCUAUCAGUUUCCGCUGUGCGCCUUCUUGCUGGUCUGCUGGCUUGGCGGGGGUCGGCCACUUUGUCCCGCGGAGCUAUUGCGCUACGCGCCGCUACUCUGUGUAGCGGGUUUCGGGCGGCCACGCGUGCGGCGACAGGAACCCCACCCCGGCCGACCUUGGGCUCCAGGAAUUCGUCUCCUACGUCUGCGGAGGUGCGGCGGCCUCACUUCUAAGUGCAGGUGACCAAAUAUAUCUCAAAGUUUUUAGAAGAAGCCACCUAUACAGCCAUCAAAAUAAAAUUCCUGAAUUCAUACAAGCUACAACAAGCUAGAUCAGGAUCAUCAUAUGACAACUGGAAGGUCAUGCCUAUGGGUUACCUCAAGUUGAGGAAUUUCAGCACCUACUCACAGGCUCCAUGAGCAGAUGAAGUAGUCGGCUUUACACAGUAUCUCAGACCAAGAACUUCAUCGCCAUCUCCAACUAGCGGAAACGUCUCCCCUCCUCGACCUGGAAAAUUCUCUGACUUCGAAAUUUAAACAAAACUCUCCCCUUUCAUUUAAUCUCCAACGUCUGGAGUUUGUUUGUCUUGACCUAACCGCUUCUCUCUUUUCCUCCACUAUGGGUUCCCUGUCGAACUAUGGUCUGCUUCAGCUAACGCUUGCUUCUCUUUUGAUAAUUCGAGUGCAACCUCAACACCUGCUUGCACCAGUUUUCCGAACACUGUCUAUCUUGACUAAUCAGUCUAAUUGCUGGUUAUGUGAACAUCUAGAUAAUGCAGAAGAACCCGAACUAGUUUUUGUUCCUGCCAGUGCAAGCACCUGGUGGACCUAUUCUGGACAAUGGAUGUACGAAAGGGUAUGUCAUCUACAAGCAGAAAUGCAGAAUCACUCCACUUCCUCCUGUGAUAAAGUGACUCCGCACUGGGAAGCCUUCAUGGAAGCUCAAGGUCUAUCCUUUGCUCAAGUAAGGUUAUUGGAGGGAAAUUUUUCUCUUUGUGUAGAAAAUAAAAAUGGCACUGGACCCUUCCUAGGUAACAUACCUAAACAAUAUUGUAUUCAAACACUGUGGUUUGAUUCUACAGAUGGCACCUUCACACCCUCUAUAGAUACUACAAAGGAAUCCAGGAAAGAUUAUGAUGAUACAAGUGUUUACCUACGCACUAGACAACGUCCCUGGUUUGCAGAUUGCACAAACUGGACCUGGAACAGCUCAAUGGUUCCCUUGAUUGGUCUGCCCAGUACCCAAGACUACCAAUGGGUAGAUCGAAAUUCUGGAUUGACCUGGUCAGGUAAUGACACCUGCCUAUAUAGCUGCCAAAACCAAACCAAAGGCCUUCUGUACCAGCUGUUUCGCAACAUAUUUUGCUCUUAUGGGCUGACAGAGGCUCAUGGGAAAUGGAGAUGUGCAGAUGCCAGCAUAACUAAUGACAAAGGUCAUGAUGGACACCAGACCCCCACCUGGUGGCUCACAGGUGCCAAUCUGACCUUGUCUGUGAAUAACUCUGGUCUCUUUAUUUUAUGUGGCAAUGGGGUAUACAAAGGGUUUCCACCGAAAUGGUCAGGGCGAUGUGGACUUGGGUAUCUGGUACCUUCUCUCACCAGAUACCUUACCUUAAAUGCUAGCCAAAUUACAAACCUGAGAUCCUUCAUUCAUAAAGUAACACCACAUAGACGCACCAAACGAGACACAAACAAUCCACCUCUAUAUUACAACCCCAAGGACAAUUCAACAAUAAGGGCCCUUUUUCCAAGUUUGGGAACUUCCGAUUUAGAAAAGGCAAUUUUAAACCUUUCCAAAGCAAUAGAACAGGAAUUCAGUGCCACUCAGCAGACCUUGGAAGCACACCAAUCAAAAGUUAGCAGUUUAGCCUCUGCAUCCCCAAAUGAUCGUGUCUUGGAUAUACCGACCACCCAACGGCAAACAGCCUGUGGAACUGUUGGCAAACAGUGUUGCCUCUAUAUAAAUAAAUCGGAAGAUAUAAUGUCUGAUAUACAGCGUAUCAAAGACAUAGCCAAGAACAUGAAGAAUAUACCAUUAUUUGAUUGGGGAGUCUGGUUCAGAUCAUGGGGCUAUGUGUUUUUAAUUGUUUUUCUCUGCUUAAUCAUCUUUGUUCUAAUCUAUGUUCGGUUCUUUCACAAAUCUCGCAGAUCCCUUAACUCCCAACCUCUGUACCCAGUCUUAUCUCCACAGCAAUCAGCAUAGCUUCUUGUCAAUGAAACUUCAUGUCAAGUUUAAAAUGGGGCAAUGAAGGGACUAACAACCCAUCAGUAUGACACAAGUCUACUUUAAUCU
Sapajus apella (tufted capuchin) is the source of this 2308-nucleotide messenger RNA. It is a transcript of the gene ERVMER34-1, whose product is annotated as endogenous retrovirus group MER34 member 1, envelope. NCBI's taxonomy places the organism in Eukaryota, Metazoa, Chordata, Mammalia, Primates, Cebidae. The transcript is spliced from 3 exons. The record is from RefSeq and is a predicted model, not a curated record. The coding region runs from base 635 to 2218 and encodes 527 amino acids.